Ictidomys tridecemlineatus (thirteen-lined ground squirrel) is the source of this 4982-nucleotide messenger RNA. It is a transcript of the gene Wdcp, whose product is annotated as WD repeat and coiled coil containing. The record is from RefSeq and is a predicted model, not a curated record. Gene Ontology annotation, molecular function: kinase binding. NCBI's taxonomy places the organism in Eukaryota, Metazoa, Chordata, Mammalia, Rodentia, Sciuridae.
CUCACCUAUCAGAGGGCCGGGGGGCCGAUGCUUCCGGUAGCUGUCCAGGACUUCUCACUCACGGUCUUGCGAGGUGCCCGGGGAGGUUGGUUUUUCUAUGGGGCAGUGAGACCAAAGAUAACUUUUAUCACAAAGGAUGGAGUUGGGAAAAGGAAAACUGCUCAGGACUGGACUGAAUGUGUUGUAUCAAGCAAUACACCCAAACCAUGGCCUUGCCUGGACGGAUGGGAAUCAAGUAUUUCUGACUGAUUUACAGCUUCACAAUGGAGAAGCCAAGUUUGGGAACUCCAGAGUCAUUGGACAAUUUGAACAUGUCUGUGGGUUAUCGUGGGCCCAGUCAGCAACGACUGACAUGCCUACUCUACUUGCUAUCCAGCACAAGAAGCAUGUCACUGUGUGGCAGCUGUGUCCCAGCACUGUGGGGUCAAGCAAAUGGUUGGUGUCUCAGACCUCUGAAAUUAGAGAAUCACUUCCUCUCCUUCCCCAGGGCUGUGUGUGGCACCCCAAAAAUGCUGUCCUGACUGUGAUGACUUCACAGAAUGUCUCUGUUUUCCCUGAUGUUCACUGUGACAGUUCCCGGAUAAAAGUGGACAUCAACACUCAGGGCCGCAUUCACUGUGGAUGCUGGACCCAGGAUGGCCAGAGGCUAGUGGUUGCAGUAGGCAGCAGCCUUCAUUCUUUUGUUUGGGAUAGUCCUCAGAAGAUUCUUCACAGGUCCUCCUUGUGUCCAGUGUUUGAUGUGGACAGCUACAUCUGUUCCAUGAGAGCCACUGUGGAUUCACAGGUUGCUAUAGCUACAGAGCUUCCACUAGAUAAGAUUUGCAGCUUAAAUGCAUUGGAAACCUUUGAUGUUCCACUUAGCGGUGAAGAUACUCAUCUGCCUACUUUUCCAGUUAUUGAUGAAAUGCCUUCUGUGGAUAAGGGGGAAAUUGCUUCUGAAUCAAAUUCUGAAAUAUCAGUUUCUCCUUCCUUUUCAGAGCCCUUGGAUCUAACUCAUAUACAUUUCAACCAAGCUAGGUCUGAGGGGAGUUCUCUUAUUUGCUUAAGACAAAAGAACUACUUGACAGGAACUGGCCAGGAUUCUUCACAUUUGGUUCUUGUGACUUUUAAGGAAGCAGUUACCAUGACCAGAAAAGUGACUGUUCCAGGCAUUUUGGUUCCUGAUUUAAUAGCAUUUAAUCUUAAAGCACAGGUAGUGGCAGUGGCUUCCAACACUUGUAAUAUAAUUUUGAUCUACUCUAUCAUUUCAUCUUCUAUGCCAAACAUCCAGCAAAUUCAUUUAGAAAGUAAUGAAAGACCCAAAGGCAUAUGUUUUUUGGCAGACAAAUUAUUAAUUUUGGUAGGAAAACAAAAGUCCACUGAUUCAGCAUUUCUUCCUUCUUCAGAGUCUGAUCAGUAUAUCCUUCAUCUGAUUGUUAGAGAAGUAUUGUUGAAAGAAGAAUCUUCAGCCACAUCUAACAAAAGCCAGAGUGCUCCUUCUAUUUGCAGUGCUCUGUUAAAUAGGAAAAAGUUGAUUAGAAGUCUUUCCCCAGAUUUUUGCCACCAAAACAGAGGGCUUUUAUUAACAGCUAAUACUAAUAGUCAGAAUAAAAGGCCUGGAAGGCCCCUUAUUAAAGAAAUCAAAAGUCUCCCAUCCAGUAUCACUGAUGAUUCCAUUGCCUUGGAAACACUCUCAAGGCCCAGCAGAACACCAGAUCACUCCAGCACACCAAAACCUCCUGAUGUGUUUCAAAAAGAGAACUUACAAAAGGAAAAGGAAACUUACCAGCUACCUAAGGAACUGGGAAUUUUGUCUAGAAACCUGAUUGAAUUGCAACAGUGUCUUUCUGAACUCAUGGAUUUUGUACAUAAUGGGAAGAAAUCCUCUCCAGUGUAUCCACUCUCUAAGGAUCUCCCUUAUGUUCACAUCAUUUACCAGAAACCUUGCUAUGUAGGUCCUGUUGAAAGAAGAGCAGUGCUUCUCUGCAAUGGCAAGCUAAGGCUCAGUGCAAUUCAGCAGAUGUUUGGCCUCUCUCUUGUUGAAAUGCUGCAUGAUUCCCAUUGGAUUCUUCUCUCUGCUGAUAGUGAGGGCUUCAUCCCAUUAACUUUCACAGCCACCCAGGCUCCUGCCUUAUAUCCUGCAAACCUGGAGAAAUACCACCCCACCCCAACAGUCAUAUCCUUCAGAGCCUGGGUAGGGGGCUCACAGAUACCUACCCCCACACUCUCCUGAAAUGUGACUUAAUAUUUCCUGGCCAGAUCAGCCUAAUGGUGGAGGAGGGAAUGUCGAGGAGAGCAGGAAUGAGUGCCAAAGGAGCCAAGAAGACUGGCAGCAGGGGCUUGGGAGGUGGUACAGACUCUAAGAAAGGCUCCAAGUCAUGUGCACCAGGUUCCCCACACUCUCUAUGGGUAGCCCCUAGUUGGGAAGAGAGGGGGAUUUGCCCUCUUCCCACUGUUUUUUUGUGCCUCUGGUAUACCCAGCCCUGGACUGACUGCAGACUGAGGGUGGAGAUGCCCAAGGCGCCAGCGCUUGAAAGUUUGGUGAAGAAAACAUAGGAUGCAUAGAAGAUCGUCUCUAGACCAGGGCCGUGCCGGUGCUGCAGCUGGAAAUCAUCCACCACAUCUGGCAGAAUGGACCUGGGAACAGGUGCAUGGAGUUAGCACUCUUCAUCCCCUUGACAGCAGCAGCCUAUGGGCUCUCUGGAGACAAAUGUGUCAGUCUUCUGUGCUCAAAACCAGGACAGACCCCCAGAGAGCCAGCAGUUUGUGUGCUUGUAUUCCCCACCCCCACCAUUCUCGCCAUUGGUGCCCUUUAGGAGGAUUCUAAGGAGGGAACCUGUGGCCUUUAUCUCCUGCUCAGGGUGACCCAGGACAGCAGGUUGGCCCAAAGGAAUGGAUAUCCCCCCUUCCCUUCACCCAGCCUACCAUGGUAGCAGCAAGGACACAGCAGUGCUCACACCAGAGACAAAGGCCACAACAUAUGCCACAGGUGCUGUGGGCAUAGCAGCCAGUAAGAUUGCAAAAGGCACCAUCAUCUAGGGAGACAGACACACAGGCUGGUCCCUCCACCCACUACCUGGGCUUGUUCUUUCAUUCCCACACUCUCUGCUCUUUGAGCCCUGGGCCUGGUCCACAGACACAAAGUCCAGACACAGAUUGAGCCCUGCUGGCUUCAGGAAGCCCAGGCACGGUCACCUCCCCAGGCACCCCUAGCCUUCCUUCUCACUCACAAAGAUCCCGAAGGCUGGUGUCCUCUUCCCAAAUCUCUGGAGAACCCACUCCCACAAGGGGGUGCUCAGCACAGCUGAGACCUGUGGCAGACAGCAGCAUCACAGCAAGGCCCUGCAGCCAGCACUCAACCCAGCACCUCAAAGCCCAACCAUGAUCUUGCCCCUGGUUUGAAUUAGCAGCUAUUAACCUCGACUCUGCUCCCAGUUCCACCCUCUACUGUAGGUGACUAAGACCAAAGCCAACUACAGAAUGUUGACCAUUAGAACAAUGGCCACACAUCCCCAGCUCAGGGCCUUAGGUGCCCUGGCCUUCACCACCCAGGUCCCCUCACCAGGAUGAUGAGCACCAAGUUUUGGACGUGGUCGUGGAGCCGGGAGGCAUGAGUACAGAACAGGACCAGGUAGCUCUGCUCCACCUGAGGCGGUGAACGGGAGGUGGGCAUAUGCAGGGAAUGGCAGAAACUCAGAAAUCAGGGGCAGGGACAGGGUCUCAAGUCUGGCCUCUUUGGGAUCUUGAGCUCAGAUCACUGUCAGCAUCAUGCAGUCACCCCACAAAAGAAGCUUUUCCCCAACAGACAGAAGCACUAUUCCUAGUUUAUCAUCACCCCCUGCACAGCUAAGACCAGUUAGACUUGACUAAACUUCAGGUAACAUAAGAGAAAACCACCCCAGACACUGUCAGCUUCCUAGGGCUUAAGGCCCCCAAUCUCCACCUGACUCUUUUCCCAGCACAUUUCUCUGAGCCGAAGACCCACCCCAGGUUCCCCCCUACAAAACUCAAGCCGAAAGACUGAACUCUGGACCUAUGCAAGAGAGGGGGAUCAGGUGGCCAGAGAUACCUGAACAGCAGUUGAGAUGAACAGGAAGGAGACCACUAGCUUCAGAUAGGGUGGGUGCCGGGCAGUGAGGCCCAGCCCAGCCAGGAAGCCCAGGCCUUGGCCUGAAGCAGAGGCAGAAGGAUCUGCAACACAGGAAGGUGACAUCUUGGCUUGGUAGGAUUCAACACCAAAACCCACCCCCAAGAGGAGUCCUGCUUCCAGUUCUGGCCUCCCAUUUCCUCACAGUGCCUCCAUACCUGGCUGCUCCUUCACCCCUAGGCAGAGCAAACCACUGCAAACGUGGUAAGUCACCACCACCACAGCGGCUGCAAUGGAGUAGAGACGAGUCUGUGGGACAGGACAGAACUGGGCUGAGGGUGAUGUCUCCAACCCAGGGAGGCAGGGCCAGAGUACUUCCCAGUGGAGCAGAGGAACCUCAGCUCAAGCCCCAGGUGCUGGGUCCCUCUCUUCCAUAUCACUCAGAGGUAGGUCUAAGGGCCCAGAAUGGUCCUUCACACACAUCCAGUUCUGCUGACCCUGUGCUUCCUGCCUGGAAAGGAGGCAUUGAUGCCACCAGAGGUCAGAGCAUUCACUUUCUCAUUUCACUUAGCAAACAUACAUUGCCAAUGACGUCUGCAUGCUAGACCCUGAGGUUAUGAUGAUGAAUAAGUGACCUGGCCCAUCCAUGAUAGGGGACUGUGUGUGUGACAGAUCUGUGGGUAGACAUUUAUAGCAGUGUGACACACAAUGACCCAGAUGAACAAAACAGAACAGCACUACCUAUUCAGGGGAAAUACAUAGGUAAUAAAAAUUGCCCUGGAAGGGGAGGGUGGGGUAGCUCUCCCAGGUGCAGUGCAUACAGUUCAGCAGGGUACUGUGCUUGGAGUUUAAUGCUCUCUUGUCAUGGUCUUGAGAAGCUUGAUAAUUAAAUUUUUUUUUUGUAAUUGUAGAUGGA